AUGUUUUAUGAACUAAAAGAGAUUCAACUUUUGACUGCGAACUCGGAAGCUUUGACUGGAGAGCUUACUAUCACCGGUUUAUUAGAAGAAACAUCCCAGCUCCGUUACGCCCCUCACAGUUGCUGGAAUUCUACUUAUCCCUGUAUCACUGCAGAAUAUUGCCAUACAUCAGUGACUAUGGCGAAUUCUUUCAACAAUCCGACACAGAUCUUUGGCGAAGAUGUUACGGAAGAAAAGGGCGAAAACGCACGGCUGUCGGCCUUUGUCGGUGCCAUUGCUGUUGGAGAUCUGGUUAAAAGCACUUUAGGUCCAAAGGGCAUGGACAAGAUUAUGCAAUCUGCCUCGACGGGAGAGAUCAUGGUGACAAACGAUGGAGCUACGAUUCUAAAGGCUAUUGCGCUUGAUAAUGCGGCCGCCAAAGUUUUAGUCAAUAUUUCAAAAGUCCAAGACGACGUGGUGGGUGAUGGAACAACAUCGGUAACAGUUUUGGCUGCGGAGCUCCUACGUGAGGCCGAGAAACUUGUUGAGAAGAAAAUUCAUCCCCAAGUUAUCAUUGAUGGAUAUCGGAUAGCUAGUCGUGCUGCCCUGGAGGCCUUGGAGGCAAGUUCAGUUGACAACAGCGCGGACCCUGUUGCGUUUCGAAAAGACCUACAUGCUAUUGCACGAACAACCCUUAGCUCCAAAGUUUUAAGUCAGGAUCGAGACCAGUUUGCCAGCCUUGCCUGCGAUGCAGUGCUAAGAUUAAAGGGAUCUACCGACCUCAGCCAUAUACAAAUCAUUAAGAAAGCCGGUGGGAAACUUUCCGAUUCGUAUCUUGAUGAAGGAUUCAUUUUGGAUAAAAGUAUCGGAGUCAACCAACCUAAAAGACUUGAGAAAGCAAAGAUACUAGUUGCAAAUACUGGUAUGGACACUGAUAAGGUCAAGAUCUUUGGUGCCAGGGUCAAAGUCGAUUCCACAGGAAAAUUGGCGGAACUUGAGAAGGCGGAAAAGGAGAAAAUGCGGGCAAAGGUGGAAAAAAUUAAGGCCCACGGAAUUAACUGCUUCGUCAACCGCCAGCUUAUCUACAACUGGCCCGAACAACUCUUCACAGAUGCUGGCAUUGUUUCCAUUGAGCAUGCCGAUUUCGACGGUAUCGAGCGUCUGGCCUUGGUGACUGGGGGAGAGAUUGCGUCUACCUUUGACCAUCCUGAUCAAGUCAAGCUUGGUCAUUGUGAUUUGAUCGAAGAAGUGAUUAUUGGAGAGGACACCCUGAUCAAAUUCUCUGGCGUUGCUGCUGGCCAAGCUUGCACUAUCGUUCUCCGCGGCGCUACAGGACAACUCCUCGAUGAAGCUGACCGGUCUCUACACGAUGCCCUUGCCGUUCUAUCCCAGACUGUCCGAGAGCCCAAGGUUACCCUGGGCGGUGGAUGCGCAGAAAUGGUCAUGGCUAAGGCAGUUGAACACGCUGCACAAAAUACCACUGGAAAGAAACAACUGGCGGUAGAUGCAUUUGCACAGGCACUGAAACAGCUCCCCAUUAUCCUUGCCGACAAUGCCGGUCUUGACUCAAGCGACCUCGUCACCAGGCUUCGACAGGCCAUCAACAAGGGACUGACUAGUUCAGGUCUAGAUCUGCUCACCCCUGGCGGAGGUAUCGCCAACAUGCGCGAACUUGGUGUUGUGGAAAGUUACAAGCUCAAGCAUGCUGUUGUCUCAUCAGCUUCUGAAGCUGCUGAGCUACUUCUACGAGUUGAUAACAUUAUCCGCAGUGCUCCUCGCAAGAGAGACCGUCAUUAG
Messenger RNA from Microsporum canis CBS 113480, 1776 nucleotides. Its product is annotated as t-complex protein 1. Gene Ontology annotation, biological process: protein folding. The transcript is spliced from 5 exons. Gene Ontology annotation, molecular function: ATP-dependent protein folding chaperone; ATP hydrolysis activity; ATP binding. Gene Ontology annotation, cellular component: chaperonin-containing T-complex; cytosol. The record is from RefSeq and is a predicted model, not a curated record. Bases 1 to 1776 code for a protein of 591 amino acids. Lineage: Eukaryota; Fungi; Ascomycota; Eurotiomycetes; Onygenales; Arthrodermataceae.